Molecule: messenger RNA, 2348 nt
Organism: Aspergillus saccharolyticus JOP 1030-1
Lineage: Eukaryota; Fungi; Ascomycota; Eurotiomycetes; Eurotiales; Aspergillaceae
Product: putative galactose oxidase
Exons: 1
Coding region: 30-2348 (772 amino acids)
Molecular function (GO): protein binding
Source: RefSeq, a predicted model, not a curated record
CUCCUCACCAACGGCAUUGAACAUUGAAAAUGAAGUUCCGGUGGGUGACUGGCCUUUUGAUGGGGGCAGUCGCCGUCGACGCCUUCAUGCCCCCCGACUACGCCUACGAGUCCUCCCAGGCCGACGAGGUAGAUAUCGCCAAACAGUCCAGCGGAGUGGUAAAAUAUCAAUCGCCGCCCGCGGAUUCCUACCUCCUCCCCAAGACCAACUCCGAGAACGCCACCGAGAACUGGCGGGUCACUUGUUCCAGCCAGUAUCAGGGCUAUAAUUGCGAGUAUGCCAUCGACGACCGCACCGACCGCUAUUGGCGCAGCGACACCAGCCAACAGGAGCCUGCGUGGAUCCAGAUCGACUUGCGCCGGGACUACUAUGUCUCCGGCUUGACGAUGUUGCCGCGUCUGGAGGCCACGGCGGACCCGGGUCAGAUCGGCGAGCACCGCAUUCACCUCUCGCUGGACGGGCAGACCUGGACGGAGGUCGCGUACGGCACCUGGGGAUCCAACCGGAGUCCCAAGAUGUCCGCCUUCAUCCCAACCGCAGCCCGCUAUGUGAAGCUGGUUGCUGAGUCCAUGUCGCAACCCCACCACCAGAUCCGCAAUGGGCCCAUCGCCAUCGUCAAUUUGGCCGUCUAUGCCUACAACGAAGGCACGUUCCCCGUCCCGGACCCGGCAACCGGGGGCAUCUGGGGUCCCACGCUGGAUCUGUCCCUGGUCCCCGUCUCGGGCGCGGUGGAGCAACAUGGGAAUCUCAUCCUCUGGUCGGCCUGGGCGGACGACCAGUUCUUCGCCUCCCCCGGCGGCAAGACGCUGACCACCACCCUGAACCGCAGCGGCAUCAUUACCCAGAGCGAAGUGGUCGAGACCAAGCAUGAUAUGUUCUGCCCCGGCACCUCCAUGGACCUCGAGGGCAACAUUGUCGUCAGCGGGGGGGCGGAUUCCGGGCGCACCAGUGUCUACAAUGGCACCACCUGGAUCAAAGGACCUGCCAUGCAGACUCCCCGCGGCUAUCAGUCCUCCGCCACCCUGUCCGACGGGCGCAUUUUUGUCAUCGGCGGAUCCUGGAGCGGAGGCGACAAGGUGGAGAAGAACGGGGAGGUCUACUAUCCCGGGCCCCAGCCGCGGUGGGAGAUGCGCAGCAACGCCAAAGUCGCCCCCAUGAUGACGGACGAUCGGCUGGGCGCCUGGCGGGCGGACAACCACGGCUGGCUCUUUGGCUGGAAGCAGGCCAGCGUCUUCCAGGCCGGGCCCAGCAAGCGGAUGCACUGGUACGACGUGGAUGCCACCGACCGCAAGGGCCGCGCGCGGGGUUCCUGGAAGGAGGCGGGCGACCGCGGCCAGGACCAUGACGCCAUGUCCGGCAGCGCCGUCAUGUUCGAUGCGACGCGCGGCCAGAUUCUGACCGUGGGUGGCCAGCGGCACUACGACGGAUCCAACGGGUCCAAGCAGGCCCACCGCAUCACCCUGGGGGCCGCCUACCAGGACCCGGAGGUGGUGGUGGCCGGCCGGGGCGAGAAGGGCGAGGGGGCAGGUGGCAUGAACUUCCAGCGCGUCUUUCAUACGGCCGUCGUGCUGCCGGAUGGCACUGUCUUCAUUGCAGGCGGGCAGACCUGGGGCAAGCCCUUCCACGAGGAGGACAUCAACUUCGUCCCCGAGCUCUACGAUCCGGCCACCGAUACCUUCUACCCCCUGAGCCGCAACAACAUCAAGCGCGUCUAUCACAGCAUCUCCCUGCUGCUGCCGGAUGCGACAGUGCUGAACGGGGGCGGGGGAUUGUGUGGCAACUGCUCGGCCAACCACUACGACGCUGAGAUCUUCUCGCCCCCGUAUCUCUUCACCGCGACGGGCGAGAGAGCUCGCCGCCCGCACAUCACCACAGUGGUGGGGGGUCCUCGCGUCACUGUGGGCCAACAGCUAAAGUUCCAGACCGACGACUUCAUCGAGUCGGCCUCGUUGGUGCGUGUCGGCACGACCACCCACACCGUCAACACCGACCAGCGCCGCAUUCCCCUCGACACGAUGCGCCCCGUGGGCCAUUUGCAGUACAGCGCGCGUCUGCCCGACGAUCCGGGGGUUCUGUUGCCGGGGUGGUACAUGUUGUUCGUCAUGGAUGCCAAUGGCACCCCCAGCGUCGCCGAGAUGAUCAAGGUGGAAUUGGCCUCGCCUCCCGACUACUUGUCGGAUGAAGCCUCGGAGGAAGAGGGGAAGACUGUCGGUCAUGGUCAUGGUUCUGUCGGACUGACGGCUAGCUGUGACGAGGAUGAGGAGGUGAUGGGGAUCAUGGCCAUCAUGUUUGCCUCGGCCAGGAAGUUCUGGAGGCAGUGGCGGGCUGGUCUGGUCUCCCAGGCUUAG